UGCUAAGCGAAAUCGCGACAUGAAGAAAAGAAUGCAGAUGAAACUACAAAACGAGGUGUCGACACUGAGUGCCACCAAGGAGAAGUACCACACCGACUUGACACGCCUAUAUGACUUGACGCAGACUCAACAAUACAAGAUUGAGGAAUUGGAGCAGCGUCUCCUAGACUGUCACCAGCAGCUGAUGGAAAAGGAAGGGCACAUACGGAGGAGCCGGGAGAGGAUUUCACACCUGAUGGGGCACUUAGAGAUCAUCGCUGAGGGCCUCGAUGAGAACAACUUGUCCCGCCGGAUGCUGCUUAGCCUACUUUCCCAGAUGCACUGAUGUGUCUAUAUGCUAAAAUAUUUUGUUGUUAUUGCUAUUGUUGGUAAUGUCUAACCACAAUAGUAUUGAUAAUAUUGAGAAUAGUAAUAAGAAUUUUAAAACAAAAAUAUAUAAUAACAUUACA
Portunus trituberculatus (swimming crab) is the source of this 449-nucleotide messenger RNA. RefSeq lists its product as uncharacterized. The record is from RefSeq and is a predicted model, not a curated record. NCBI's taxonomy places the organism in Eukaryota, Metazoa, Arthropoda, Malacostraca, Decapoda, Portunidae. The transcript is spliced from 2 exons. The coding region runs from base 20 to 325 and encodes 101 amino acids.